Messenger RNA from Anolis carolinensis (green anole), 2212 nucleotides. RefSeq names its product glutamic-oxaloacetic transaminase 1 (gene got1). Gene Ontology annotation, cellular component: cytosol. Lineage: Eukaryota; Metazoa; Chordata; Lepidosauria; Squamata; Anolidae. Gene Ontology annotation, molecular function: pyridoxal phosphate binding; L-aspartate:2-oxoglutarate transaminase activity. Gene Ontology annotation, biological process: L-aspartate biosynthetic process. The coding region runs from base 112 to 1359 and encodes 415 amino acids. The record is from RefSeq and is a predicted model, not a curated record. The transcript is spliced from 9 exons.
CCCGCCUGCCUCCUCUCGGCGCUCUCUCGCUCUGUCUCCGCGGCUGAAGGUGAGAGUCUCCUCCAGGCGCCGGCCUUUGCCUCCUCUUCCUCCGCCUCCUCCUUCCCCGCAAUGGCUCCCGGAGGAAAAUCCGUCUUUGCCGCCGUCCCGCAAGCCCUGCCGGUGGCCGUCUUCCAGCUCACGGCGGAUUUCCGCGCCGACGCCGAUCCUCGCAAGGUCAACCUGGGCGUGGGAGCCUAUCGUACGGACGAGGGGCAGCCAUGGGUCUUACCAGUGGUUCGCAAGGUAGAAACAAUGAUUACCAAGGACACCAGCUUGAACCAUGAAUACCUUCCCAUCUUGGGCUUGCCAGAAUUUCGUGCCAAUUCCUCUCGAAUUGCUCUUGGGGAUGAUAGUCCAGCCAUCAAGGAGAAUAGGGUUGGAGGUGUACAGUCCUUGGGGGGCACAGGGGCUCUCCGUAUUGGAGCAGAGUUCCUGAGACGCUGGUACAAUGGAACCAACAACACAGCAACACCUGUAUACAUCUCUUCCCCUACCUGGGAAAAUCAUAAUUCUGUCUUCACGGAUGCUGGCUUCAAAGACAUCCGCAGCUAUCGCUAUUGGGAUGCUGCAAAAAGGGGUCUGGACAUACAAGGAUUUCUGGAGGACUUGGAGAAAGCUCCAGAAUUUUCCAUCUUCAUCCUUCAUGCUUGUGCUCAUAAUCCAACUGGCACAGAUCCCACUCAGGAGCAAUGGAAACAAAUAGCAGCUGUCAUGAAGCGCCGGUUCCUGUUCCCAUUUUUUGACUCUGCCUACCAAGGCUUUGCCUCAGGUUCCCUGGACAGAGAUGCAUGGGCUGUCCGCUACUUUGUUUCAGAAGGCUUUGAACUCUUCUGUGCACAGUCCUUCUCAAAAAAUUUUGGCCUGUACAAUGAGCGUGUGGGAAACCUGACUGUCGUGGCAAAGGAUGGAGAAAACGUGCAGCGGGUUUUAUCCCAGAUGGAAAAGAUUGUCCGCACCACUUGGUCUAACCCCCCUUCCCAGGGGGCACGGAUUGUGGCCACGACACUCACUACCCCAGAGCUUUUUGCUGAAUGGAAAGGGAAUGUGAAGACCAUGGCAGACCGUGUCUUGCUGAUGCGGGCAGAGCUCAGAUCUCGGCUUGAGGCCCUUCACACACCAGGCACUUGGAAUCACAUAACGGAGCAGAUUGGCAUGUUUAGCUUUACCGGCCUCAAUCCUAAGCAAGUCCUUUUCCUGAUCAAAGAAAAACACAUCUACCUGAUGGCUAGUGGCCGCAUCAACAUGUGUGGUUUGACAGCAAAGAAUCUGGACUACGUCGCUGCUUCCAUCCAUGAAGCUGUCACUAAGAUCCAGUAAAUCUGAAGCCAGACGUUGCAUGCAGUUGUGUUUUAACUUCCCCCUCAUGUUUUAGGUUCUUUUCAAGCCAGUUAUUGGGAGGCACAGGAGUUCUGGGGUGCAGAGUGGGCCUGCUUAGUUCUUUCUCUUCCCACCACUUUCCUGUUUAAAUGCUCUCUUCUUGAAGGAUGCCUCUCCUCCCUUAGAUGAAGUGGGCUGGAGGGGAAAUGAUUAAGCAGCCCUCCAUAGUUUCCCAUGCUUUCUUAACCUAGAAUACUCCUUAAGACUGUUUUAGAGAGGGAAAGCCUUAAAACAGUAGGAGAAAUUACACACAACUGUAUGUAAUAUUUAGCUUGGUCCUUAGCAACACGAACAACUGACUCCUUCCAUCUUGUAACACGUAAUCUCACUGGAUGAAUUUACCUCCCUCAUCUCUGACUGGUGGGACUGGGAACAGCAAUUGCAUCACCAAAGUGUUUCCCUGCCUUUUGAUGUCCCGUAGUUUUGUGUGUGAGCAUGUCAGCAGGAGAGAGACCAGCUCCCUUCUGCUUGUGAGCAGAUCUGUUUGCACACCUAAUAUUAAUAGUGACUAAGUCUAGAUCCCAGGACCUUGGCCUCUUCCACCUGCCUUGUCUGUAUCUCCAUUUGCACUUUAUGUUAACCAACCCUCUCUGGCCUAUGGCUGCUGCAGCAACGGAACAGCGUGUUGUGGGUUAAAUACCAUCUAUUGGCUGCAGGCUGCAUGGGCUACUUCAGGGAGCAAGGCUGGUGCUGCCUCCCGUGGUUUCCAGCCUUGCAUAAGCAAAGAUUGUAAUCUUAAAAAAUGUACCUUUUCUCAUCGGUGCAACAAAAUAAAAAACAUUUCUUCAUGCCA